UCUGUACAAAAUAUGUUGACGUCCCGCACUGACAUUUCAAUGCUUUUGUUAUUAAUUGCCGGCUACGAUAUUGAAGGAUCUACGCCGGCUACGAUAUUGAAGGAUCUACGCCGUCCACUUCAGACAUCUGGUAUCCUGCUAACAAUCUACUGACAUGUCGAAACGUAAAGGGCUUUCUCUAGAUGAGAAACGAAUAAAAAUGCUCGAAAUCUUCCACGAAUCGAAAGAUGUUUUCCAACUAAAAGACCUCGAGAAAUUAGGUCCACAGGCGAAAGGUAUCACGAUGCAAUCAGUGAAGGGAAUCGUCCAGGAGCUUGUGGACGAUGGUCUGGUGGAGUCAGAAAAAGUCGGCACAAUGGUGUACUUCUGGUCAUUUCCUGGCAAAGCCCGGAAGGAGUUGAAAUGUAAAAUUGAGGAUUUAGAGAAGAAAAAUUGCGAUGCCGACAAGAAACUGAAAGCCUUGGAAGAAUGGCUCGAAAAUGAACGCAGCAAGGACACCGACAGUGAAGCGUGCAUGGAACUUGCAAGGAAUAUUGCAGAAUUGAAAAAGCGGGAGGAACAACUGGAGAAGGAGCUAUCCAAGUACAAGGAGCACGAUCCGCAAUCAAUUAAACGGAAAAUUGACGAAACUAAGGAAGUCCUGGAAGCUGCAAACCGAUGGACUGAUAACAUAUUUUCGAUAAAAACUUGGUGCAAAAAGAAGUUCUGCGUGGAAGAAAAGGAUUUGAAUAAGAAUUUCCAGAUUCCAGAGGAUUUCGACUAUGUAGACGACAGCUAGCGCAAACAAAAGGUCUUGAGUACGUACCAUUCAACAAGAACUCCUUUCAUAACAUUUACCAUGUUGGCAUCCUUCCGUUUAUUAUGAAGAAACUAUUUUUUCACGUUUUAUAAUAAAAUAUGUUUUAUGGAAA
Messenger RNA from Hermetia illucens (black soldier fly), 911 nucleotides. Its product is annotated as meiotic nuclear division protein 1 homolog. Gene Ontology annotation, cellular component: nucleus. Gene Ontology annotation, molecular function: double-stranded DNA binding. Gene Ontology annotation, biological process: reciprocal meiotic recombination. The transcript is spliced from 4 exons. The record is from RefSeq and is a predicted model, not a curated record. Bases 155 to 778 code for a protein of 207 amino acids. NCBI's taxonomy places the organism in Eukaryota, Metazoa, Arthropoda, Insecta, Diptera, Stratiomyidae.